Thrips palmi is the source of this 3694-nucleotide messenger RNA. RefSeq names its product ABC transporter G family member 23-like. The coding region runs from base 22 to 2163 and encodes 713 amino acids. The transcript is spliced from 12 exons. Lineage: Eukaryota; Metazoa; Arthropoda; Insecta; Thysanoptera; Thripidae. Gene Ontology annotation, cellular component: membrane. The record is from RefSeq and is a predicted model, not a curated record. Gene Ontology annotation, molecular function: ATP hydrolysis activity; ABC-type transporter activity; ATP binding.
CGCGUGCCGCCGCGCCCCGCCAUGAGGAUGGACGCGUUCGCCAUGGGCACCGUGCCGGUCGACGGCGGCCUCGCGACGCCCAAGCUGCCCCGCGCCCCCGCCGUGCUCGUGCACGCCGCCAAGAAGUGCUACGUGCAGGGCCAGUGGAUCCUGGACGGGCUGGACCUCACGGUGCCCGAGGCCAGCAUAUACGCGCUGCUCGGCGCCAGCGGCUGCGGCAAGACCACGCUGCUGACCUGCAUGCUGGGGCUUCGGCACCUCAACGCCGGCACGGUGCGCGUCAUGGGCUGGCGGCCGGGAGACCCCGGCUCGGGCAUCCCCGGGCCUCGCGUCGGCUUCAUGCCGCAGGAGCUGGGCCUCAGCGAGGGCUUCUCCAUCAGGGAGACGAUGAUCUACUUCGGCAGGGUGGCCGGCCUCCCCGAUGACGUCAUUCGCCAGAGGUCCAACGACCUGCUCAAGUUCCUUGACAUCACGGCCAAGCAGAGCCGCCUGCUCAGCCAGCUCAGCGGCGGCCAGAAGCAGAGGGUGUCCUUGGCGGUGACGCUGCUCCACUCGCCGCCCCUUCUCAUCCUGGACGAGCCUACCGUCGGCGUGGACCCCGUCCUCCGGCAGAACAUCUGGGACUUCCUCGUGGACCUGACGCGCACCUCCGGGACCACCGUCAUCAUCACGACGCACUACAUCGAGGAGGCGCGGCAGGCCAACAAGGUGGGUCUGAUGCGCCGCGGCAAGCUCCUGGACGAGGACGACCCGGACGCCAUGAUGGCCAAGCACAACUGCGCCACGCUGGAGGACGUGUUCCUGAACCUCAGCAUCCGCCAGGAGGGCGUCCAAGUGACCACCGAACCCAGCCAGGAGGCGAAGCGUCCAGAACACCAAGCUGUCGAGAGGAGGCACAUCAGGCAGGCCAUGGAGCAGUACGAGAAGCCGGCCCAGUUCCCCCAGCACAGCAACGUCAUGGCGUGCCUGUGGAGGGCCUGGCUGUACAUCACCAGAUACAAGUGGGUGACGGCGUACGUGGUGUUCAUGCCGGUGCUGUGCAUCUUCGUGUACUUGUUCGCCGUGGGCCGCGACCCGCACGGCCUGCACGUAGCCAUCGUCAACGACGACUCGGCGGACCAGUGCGCCGCCGGCUGGCCGGGCUACCCGACCGACUGCGAGCAGACGGCGGCGGAGCAGCUGAGCUGCCGGUUCCUGGCCCUGCUCAAGGAGAAGCACGACUACAUCCUGGAUCUGUUCGACGACAUGGACAGCGCGCGGACGGCCGUGCUGCGCGGCCACGCGUGGGGCGUGCUCAACUUCCCCGCCAACUUCUCGUACCACAUGACGCAGCGCCAGCUCUACAUGCAGGACGCCACGGAGGCGGACUUCGACGGCAGUGAGGCUGACGCCCACAUCGACAUGUCCAACCAGUACCUCGGCAACAUGGUCCGCGACGCGCUGUUCCGCACAACGAUCCGCUUCCACGACGACCUGCAGAAGGGCUGCAACCUGAACCCCCGGAUAGGCGCCAUCCCCAUCAACCAGCUGGAGCCCGUCUUCGGCAACAACGAGCCCAGCUUCCAGAACUUCGCCCUGCCCGGCGUCCUGCUGUGCGUCAUGUACUUCCCGGCCAUCUUCUACUCCACCGCCAACUUCCUGGAGGACAAACUGAACGGCGUCAUGGGGCGCAGUGCCGCCGCGGGCGUGACCCAGUUUGAGAUGCUGGCGGCGCGCGCCAUCCUGGACUGCGCGAUGAACGCCCUGAGCACGGCCAUCGUCAUCUUCAUCACGUUCGUGGUCCUCCAGUUCACCAACAACGGUUCCUACAUCCUCCUCAGCCUCCUGAUGUACCUGCAGGGGCUGUGCGGCCUGUCGUUAGGUUACUUCGUGGCCAGCCUGUGCCCGGACCACUACUCGUCCACGUUCAUGGGCAUGGGCAUCUUCUUCCUGAGCACCUUCGUGAGCGGCAUGUUCUGGCCGUCGCAGGGCAUGCACUGGUUCGUCAAGAUGCUGGCGCCCUUCACGCCCAUGAUGCUCUCGGUGGAGGGCGCGCGCACCAUCCUGUACCAGAGCUCCAACCCCAAGGACAUCGGCGAGGGCUUCCUGGCCACCGGGACCUGGACGGCGGCCACCUUCCUGGCCACCAUGCUCAUCAUCCGGUGGCAGAACAAGCGCGGCUAGCGCGGCUAGGCCGCCAAGAGGUCGCCGCGACGCCAAGGCGACGCGGUCGUCAAAAAAAUAUCUGUGAUUUUGUCGUUGGAGCGAAAGCCUCGCGGGCUUCUCGUCUCUGCAGUUGGCUGUGUCGCUGUGUCUCGGUGACGGCCAGCAUCGCCAGCAUUGGCGGCCACUCCUCGCACCGCCGAUGCCGGCUUUCCGUUUCCGCGCAGGGUUCUGGCCCCGGUCGCCGCGGUGUUCGCCGCCCAAGACGCGUUUCGAGCUCCAGAGUCGCUAAACAGGCCUCGAACCGAGCGUGUGACCCCACCAAUGGAUUCCUCGUUCGGAGAGCAAUCCGUUGGUGGGGUCACACGUUCGGUUCGAGUCCCACUUAGCGACUCUGGCGCUCAACGCGUCUAGAGUUUUGGCCGCCUCCACCGGUCUUCUGGCCCACUGUGCGGCGUCCUCCCUUGCCACUAUCCUGCCUAGACAAUUCGUGGAGACAAGAACUGGCCAGCUCGGCGCUCGAGUGAUGUAGUAAUGUGCAUACACACUAAAUUCCUUGGUGCAAUUUAUGGACGUGAUAUCACAAUUUUGCGCGUGCUUGAUUUUCGUGACCUCAAGUCGCCGGUGGCAGUUUCGCUCUUCACAAUGUAGCGCCAAACGUCCACGGAGGCGAUCACGAACACGCCGUGCACACUCAACGUUCCAGCUGUGACGCCCUAGUUUAAGUUUUAAGACUGACAAUAACGACUCGGUUUUUCCCCCCAGAGCGCUCUGAUUCCAUAUGGCUCUCCCACGACGAAGUGGACCGUUUCAAAGGUCCGCGGGUGGUUUUCUGUUCCCCCCCUCCCCUGCCUGUUUCUAGCGGGGACGCUGUGCUGGCUGCUGGCUUUUACUCCCGGUGGCGGAGCGGAGUGCAGCGUGCAAUGCAGGAAGCAUCGGCCAGGUGCAUCGCAGUGCAGUGGUCGCCCCGCUAGCCCCGCUUGGCAACGCCAUCCGUGCCCCGCCCCUCUCUCGGUCUCUCUCUCUCUCUCUCUCUCUCUCUCUCUCUCUCUCUCUCUCUCUCUCUCUCUCUCUCUCUCUCUCUCUCUCUCUCUCUCCUCUCUCUCUCUCUCUCUCUCUCUCUCUCUCUCUCUCUCUCUCUCUCUCUCCUCUCUCUCCCCUCUCUCUCUCUCUAGCCUGGCCUUGAGUGGCUCCAGCCUGGUCCUAUUACACAUUGCGUCCGCCGUUAGCAGGCUAUCAUCACUUACAAACAGCUCUCUUCAAACGUUUUUACGAUUUUGUAUCACUCCGAUAUGUUUUAAAAAGUUGACCGCCUUAUUCUUUUGCUCUGUCCGAUAUUUUUGGCGAAUGAGUAGAUUUUUCGCCAGUCUCCUGCUUUGCAAUAGCCCACCACCGUCAAGUCUCUCUCCUUCUGGCUGGACUCAUGUUUUGCUUCGGCUGACUGUCAUGUUUGUUAAACUGUUAUGAGCCCAUAAAUGUGUGGAUGAGUCUCCUUGCAGCGCGCCAGCGCGGUGGCAUUGUCCGAGCGCCAAUUAAAUUGUAGUUUCUCAUG